AUGAAAAACCUUCGUAGGGAUCCAUUAGUUAGGGUUAUAAAUGAAAGAACGCUUAAGUUAUUGGAACAAUUACAAAACCGAGGUACUCCUGUGGAAAUCAGAAAAAUGCUGCGUCAUGAGUUAGAAGAUGUGGGAAAAAGACAUUCUGUAGGAGGUGCGGCAAGAAUUGAACAUAACCUAAUAAAUGGUUUUAGAAAAUAUGAAAAAAUCAUAAAAAACGCUAUUGAAGAAAAUAAUAUUUAUAAUGCCUCUGGUAUACUACAAAAUAAUAACUACGCCUCAGAUGGACAAGAAGUAUUCGAAAUUGGAUAUCAAAAUGGAAAAUUUCGUCUAAACGUCUUAGGUAACGUAUAUGAAGUGGAUAACCCGCUCAACUUCGUAUUUGGUGGUAACAAAGAUGUAACUGAAAACAACGAUAUUAAUCCAAAAACAAAACAUGAACACGGCAUCAAAAAUCGAAAAAAGUUUGAUGCUAUUGGAGAUAAAAAAGUUUCACGUAAAAAUAAAUCAAAAACUACAACUCCUUUUGGAAACCUUUAUCAAAAACUUUUUAAUUUAUUGGGUUUAAAUAAAUUAUUUUCUUCUAAUGAGUCUUUAUCUAAUAAUUGUACAUUAAAUUCAACAAAAAAUAAUGCUCGUCAAAGAGAAUCCUUAAUAAAUAACGUUUUUAUUUCUGGUAAUAAUCACAAAAAUGGUACAGAACCAAGCUUCAACAUUACUCAAGAUGUCAACAUUAAUUCCUAUCAAGUCAACAAUCAUCAUUAUAAUGUAUCACCAAAACCAGAUGAAGAUGUUGAUAUUACAAACAAUGAAAUCAUAGCUGAUAGCACAAAUGAUGUACUUGAGCCGAGUGUGGCAACUGAAGAUGAUUUAAACGAAAAUAAGGCUUUAGUUGAAGAGGGUUCUGAUAAUACUAGUCAGAAAAAUUCAGGAGAAAAAAAUACUCAAAAACAGGCGCCGGAACCAUUGAUUUACUUCGACAAAGGCAGGGUCGGCGUGAACUUUUUUGGAUUUAAAGCUGCAGCAGGUUUGGGAAGUAUUCUGACAGGAAAUCAAGCCGAUGGUGGGCUGUAUGCUGAAGCUGGAACACCAUUUGGACAGUUCGCUCAUGCAGGGUUAGGUGGUCAAGUAGAUGAACAAGGAAAAUCUAUGGGAGGUCUGUUUGCUGGCGCUACAGCAGGAAACGGCAUUGGUGCUAAAGCAGGAUUAGGUGGAAGGGCUGGAGCUGAUGGAUCUUUUGGAUCUUCGUACGCUGGAGCAUCGGCAGGUGGAUUAACUAAGCUGAAGUUUAAUAAUAUUGGUGUUCCUGCAGGUGGAGUUGUUGAUGAUCGGAAGGAUAAUAUAGUAAGGGUAAACAUCAUAUCUCAAAUACCAUCGAAUUUGUUAAACGUUUUCAGACGAGGUGAAAUUAUUCCAGUGAUUCCACCGGAACCAAUAUAUAUUGAAAAAACCAAAUUCAAAACACGUAGACGACCUCAUCUUAAAAGGAAACAAAUCUUCGUAUCACGAGGAGGUUACUACGGUGGAUUAGACUCUUUGCCUGGACCCCCAAUAGCGCCCAUUCCCGGUCCCGACUUCGGAGACGUUCCCGUCGUUAAUGGUGGAGGAGGAGUUGCCGCUACUAAAACUGUUAGCGUUAGAAAAAGUGUUAAUCCUCAGUUUAUAAAUGACGUUUUUAAUAUCCCAAUCUCGACGUUAAACGCAGUGUCUCGAUUAGUGGGGGGGAUAGCGAAGAAUGUCGAAGGAUCAGUGACAGUUAGUAAAGCGGUUGCUGUUAACAAGGAUUCAACUAAAAAUUAG
This is a messenger RNA of Psylliodes chrysocephalus, 1800 nucleotides long. Lineage: Eukaryota; Metazoa; Arthropoda; Insecta; Coleoptera; Chrysomelidae. The record is from the annotation of a GenBank genome assembly.